Messenger RNA from Cooperia oncophora, 534 nucleotides. NCBI's taxonomy places the organism in Eukaryota, Metazoa, Nematoda, Chromadorea, Rhabditida, Trichostrongylidae. The record is from the annotation of a GenBank genome assembly.
AUGUAUUGCAAUGAAUGGUUUGUGUACGACGAUUGGCGACGAUGUGGUCUGUGCUUGAACAAGAAUCAAGCUUCUCAACAAGCAAAACCACCACGGGCUAGGCACGAGUACGGCGUGCUGUUUGCUGUGGGACUUCCGCGCUCUCGAAGAGUUCAACGGAAACUGCUUCUUGAGAGUCAGCUGUACGGAGACAUCAUUCAAGCGGAUUUUGAGGAUGUGUAUUUCAACCUCACAACCAAGGUACUCAGUGCGCUUCGGCUGGUAUUUUGUUACUGUCCACAAACGAAGGCUAUUAUAAAGAUCGACGAUGACGCUGCCUGGAAUAUUGUACGUACAAAGCAUCUCGUGCAACGUCAUUUGGAUCAUAAUGAAAUUUAUGGACAAAUGGUUGUUACAAAAGAAGAGUGGGGCCGAAAUGACUAUCCGCCAUUUUGUCGAGGAAUGGCUUACGUGAUCCCACGACGAGCAGCAGAGAAAAUGCUGUCCGUUGUCCCCUUACAACAAUUUCUUAAGGUAUCUCUCUUCAUUACUUAG